Messenger RNA from Ostreococcus tauri, 1851 nucleotides. RefSeq names its product Insulin-induced protein family. Lineage: Eukaryota; Viridiplantae; Chlorophyta; Mamiellophyceae; Mamiellales; Bathycoccaceae. Bases 1 to 1851 code for a protein of 616 amino acids. The record is from RefSeq and is a predicted model, not a curated record. The transcript has a single exon.
AUGGAGGCUCUGGAGCGAAGAAGAGACGCCGCGUCGAUCGUCGCUCGAGUGGUGAAGACGCAGGAAGCCGAGCCGAGCGGCGACAAAUUUCAGUCUGGAGUCGUUCGCAUCGCGGGCUCAAAGCCUCCCGCGCUGACGCCGGAAGUGAUGCAGGACGAGGUUGAGAAAGAACGACUGGCGCUGUUGAACGAAGUGUUGUUGAUCUUCGUGUCAGGAGCCAUCUUGGGCCCGUUACUGGACCAUCAGCAUAGCCGUUUCAACGUACUGCACUACACCGAGCCGGUUAGAGUCCACUUCGACGCUCUCAUGGCUCCGAUGUGGCAAUCGCCUUUCGGUAGGAUGUUCGACUCUGUACUUCCCGGUUUCAUUAAAGACGCGGUGCGCGUCGCGUUCGUGAACGAAAACGGCGUGCUCGAAACCGGAUGGUGGGUCCCGCCACUGUUCGGCGUCGCCGCCAUCGUCAUCGGUACCGGCACAACGAUUCUCGACGAAAGAAGGAUCCGUGACUCCGUUAGACGCGCACGAGAGACGGAAAUUCGCAGAGGUAUGCAUGGAAUUGACGAACAAGUCAGCAGAACCUCCGAUUUGAUCGACAGGUGUCCGGGAAAACCCGCGCUCGGAUUCAUGCCGGGCUGGAUGAGCGUCAACUGGUGCAUUUCAGUUUUCGCAUUUCAGUACUUGGCGUCCGGUGUUUUAGCCUCGCCCCAGUCGCCGUUGGUCGAUGGAUUCUUACCGUACCAUCUGAUCGAUUUCGUGCUGUGCGUGUGGGGUGUUUCGACGUGGUACAUCUUCGACAGAAGCGCGCAAGGAUUCUUCAUGGCGAGUCUCACCGCCGUCGCUGGGCCUGUCGCUGAAAUUGUCUUGAUAAAUUAUGGACACCUGUACUCGUACGCUCACCCGGACGUUUUAGGAAUUCCGACAUGGAUCCCAUGGGUUUAUUUUUGCGGCGCACCGGCUGUUGGAAAUUUAAGCAGACAGCUUCGUAACGAACUGCGAGAUCUUAGUGGAUUGCCUGGCCCUACGACGAGAGUGGUCGCCUACGAUAAACAAAAAAUGAAGAGCUCGGGCGCUUUGAAGUCCACGGCAUACUCGUCUUUGGAUCGAGACAAGACAGUGGUGAACAAAAACUUGAAGGAGAUCCCAAAGGGACGUUUCACGAUCUUGCCGGGUGGUCCGAUAGACGUUGCGGUUCUCGUGGCGAAGCGUCGUGAGGAGGAAGAGCUCGCGAGAGUAUUGCAAAGCGUUCGGGGAGGCACGCAGAAACGCCGGCGCGCGGUGAGAAGAUACGUCGCGCGGCAAAAGGACCUCAAGGCUGGUCGCAAGAGCGUACGCGAUCGAAUCGUCGGUUUACUCGUGCGAAAGAAGAAGGAAGCAACGGACGAAGACAUAGACACAGAGGAGGGCAAAACGCGUCGAUUGUUGAGAAUUCAACGCGAAAUAGAGCGUGUUGAGGCGACGCUCGACGAAAUCGAGCGCAUGAAAAAGCUGAAGAAUCGUUUGGAGACUAUCAGGCUUAGUUUGGACGAUGCGGCUCCACCGUUGGGACCAAAGCUCAGACGGCUCAAAUCUCGGCUAGAAGACGCCGUUCCGGCGCCAUUGAAACCGACGUGGGACGCGCUGGAGGAUGCUAUUGGCGAAUCAAUCGGACCAAUCGUUCGAGAUAAAACGCCCGAGGGUGUAAGAAGGAUGAUGGAGGGCGCGUUUGAUAGUGAGGACGAUAGGAGGUCAUACAUCGAGCGCAUGAACGUCGAGCUGGUUGAAAUUCAAAGCGAGUUCCAGAGCGAACUAUCUAGAGCUAACCGAGUCAUGAGCACCGUUCCAGUCGAGAGCGACAAAAGUGCACAGGAGUAG